UUUGUUUUUUUUUGUACAGAAUACCCACGGACAAUUUUGACGUCGAUUAAAAACCCCAAUCACGUUCAAUCAUCGUCUCGUGGAGCUAGCAUUAGACUUUCAUGCGGUGGAAACAAAGUCACUUUGGCAACGCUGCAGACUCGCUCAUGAUGUCUUUUGGCAGAGUUUGGAAAAAGAAAAUUCGGAACCAAUUUUCAUAGAGUAGAAAGUGUCUGUUUUCACCAGAACAAUAAAUUCCACUCAUCCACUCCAGAUAAAUCUAUACUUGAAGUACACGACGAGAUAUGUGUGUGUGUGUGGCCGCUAACUGAAAUAGUUGUAGAACGUCAACUUGUGGGCGUGUGGAAUGUGUCAUGCAGUUCCGAGAACCUCCAGCAAGCGGAGGUGUCUCCCCUGCAGGUUUUCAGCGAAGAAGAUAAAGGGCAAAAGAUGACAUCAGCGUUAUCCCCUGAAUCGGGAAAUAUUUCGUUUUGGUUUUUUUUUUUUUUUUUUUUUAAUGUAAUUGUAUUUAUUUUUUUUUUAAAUAGCGGGAGCGUGUUUCGUGACUCGGAGGGCGAACGAUGCUUCCGCUAAAGCGAAGAAGAUAUUCCGCCUCGGCCGGCGGCGCUUCGGCGACCCACGGCCGGGAUGAAGCGUCCAAGUUCCCGCAGGUGGUCGUCUUCAUCCUGGAGAGGAAAAUGGGCCAGCUCGGGCGAAAGAAAGGCUUCAGAGUCGACGACACCUUCACGGAAAGCGUCACGCACGUCGUCUCGGAGAGGAACUCGGCUGACGAGGUCAGCGGGUGGCUGGGGUCACGGGGUCACGACCCGACGCCCGCUCAGCUGCUGGACGUCGGCCGGUUGACGGAGAGCCUCGGCGCCGGACGUCCCGUCGACGUCGACUGGAGCCGGCGGGCGCAGCCGCGGCGGCGACCUUCCCGAUGCCCGCCUACGCCUGUCAGUGGAGGACCGCCCUGGACCACCGCAACGCCGUCCGUCUUCGCCGACGCUUUAUCGCUGCUGGCUGAGAAUUGCGAGCUCAGCGAGGACGACGGACGCGCUUUGGCGUUCCGCCGCGCCGCCGCCGCCCUGAAGGCCCUCCCGGGUCCGGUGACCCACGUCGGGCAGCUCCGAGGUUGUCCGUGCCUGGGCCGACGCUCGCUGGGGGUCGUUGAGGACAUUUUGGAGAACGGGACGUCUCGGGAGGCGGAGGCGGUCCGGCGGUCCGAGCGUUACCGGACUAUGAAGCUCCUGACUGGAAUCUUCGGCGUGGGAGCGAAGACGGCCGGAACCUUCCUCAGCUGCUCCAGUUGGGACGCACCCUCAAUCGAGCGCAGCGGGCGGGGCCUCCCGUCGUACCACCAGAGCAGCAAGAAGACGUACGCGGAGGGCGUCGCGGCUCCGCCCCGUCCCGCCUCCGCCAUGGAUCACCUUGAGAGAUGUUUGUCCAUCUUGAAGCUUCCCGGCCACCUCGGUGGGUGGCGAGCAGCGCGAGUGGACCUGGUGGUCUCCCCGUUGAGCCAGUUUGCUGCGUUCGCCCUGUUGGGGCGGACGGGCUGGGCUCCAAGUUGUUUGAACGAGAGCUGCGACGCUGGGCGACCCACGAGAAGAACAUGUCGACGCCUUGUACGACCACCAGCGGACAAAGUAAACAGAACUCCGCGAGUACCUGAGCGCCGCGACGGAGGCGGACAUAUUUGCUCACCUCUCCCUGGAGUACGUCCCACCCCGGCAGAGGAACGCGUGACCCCACCCGCCCGGCGCCGUCGUCCUCAACACAGGUCCCGAGGCGGAUUCCGCCGGCGGCGCGGAAGAGGAGACGUCGGGCUACGAGAGCGAGCGCUCGCCGCCGCCGCCGAGCAGGCGUCCGCGCACGGCCUUCACGGCGGAGCAGAUCGUCAGCCUGGAGCGGGCCUUCGAGAGGAACGCCUACCUGGCCGCGCAGGACAAGGCGGCGCUGUGCGAGAAGCUCCGCCUCUCCGACAAGCAGAUCCGAAACUGGUUCCAGAACCGCCGCAUGAAGCUGAAGAGGACGGCGCAGGACGCCCUGGCGCAGGCGUGCCGGGCCGGCGCCGCGUCGCACUUUGCGCGCCACCCCGCCGAGCUGCGGGCGUACCGGCCGCCGCCGUACGGCGCCGCCUUCGCUCUCCCGCUGCGCGACGUGGCGUACGCCCCGGUGGCCUCGCCUCUGGACGGCCUCCUCCUGGCCGGCGCCGCGCCCCCUCCCUCUGCCGCCUUCGUGGGGUCCUACCCGGCGUACCCGCAAUACUACUGACGGUGGCGUCCUAAACGGGUCUCGUCCCCGGAUUCUACCGUGUUCUCUUGUGCUUGUCCUGUUCAGAGUACAUGCGGUGGCUGUAAUAAGUCUGCACACCCUUGUUCAAAUGCUAGAUUUUAGUGAUGGGGGGGGGCUUAAGAGAAAUUUUUCAAAAGUUUUGACACCAUUAAUGUGACCUGCGUAUCUGAACGGGAGAUCGUGGGGGGGGGGGGCAGUUGAACUAACAUUUCAUUUACAUGGAAAUAUCGAUGCCAUAAAGUCGUCAUAUUUGUGAUUGUAUUUUCUGACAAAAAGAAAUGUGUGGUCGAAGUCAUUUUUUGCUUGACUGCUGUUUAUAUUUAAAAAAAUGUAAAGCUGCGGAAUGUGUGCGUUUUUCUGAUGUUAUUGCAAUAAAAGCACAACA
This is a messenger RNA of Syngnathoides biaculeatus (alligator pipefish), 2659 nucleotides long. It is a transcript of the gene polm, whose product is annotated as polymerase (DNA directed), mu. Gene Ontology annotation, biological process: double-strand break repair via nonhomologous end joining. Gene Ontology annotation, molecular function: DNA-directed DNA polymerase activity; DNA binding. Gene Ontology annotation, cellular component: nucleus. The record is from RefSeq and is a predicted model, not a curated record. Lineage: Eukaryota; Metazoa; Chordata; Actinopteri; Syngnathiformes; Syngnathidae.